AUGCAGGGUGGUGGAAUUAUUUCGAAAAUGGCUCUGCAUCCUCCUGACGCUCUGCCGGUGACCGAUCUGAAUCCCUCUGGCAGACCGCCGGAUCUCAGCCAACCGUUGACGGGCGAUAAAGAAUCGGGGAUGAUAGUCGCCCUCUGCAGUAAUCCCCAGGAUCUUCCGUGUGCAAUGAACGAGACGGAGAUGGUAGUGGAUCUGGCUCCAUAG
Molecule: messenger RNA, 213 nt
Organism: Linum trigynum
Lineage: Eukaryota; Viridiplantae; Streptophyta; Magnoliopsida; Malpighiales; Linaceae
Source: the annotation of a GenBank genome assembly